This is a messenger RNA of Rangifer tarandus platyrhynchus (Svalbard reindeer), 390 nucleotides long. Lineage: Eukaryota; Metazoa; Chordata; Mammalia; Artiodactyla; Cervidae. The record is from the annotation of a GenBank genome assembly.
AUGGGGCGAGGGUGGAGCAGGUGUGGCCACGGCCACAAUGGGGCAUCAGUUUUGCUUGGGGUCUGGUGGCAGGUGGCCAAAACCAUGAAACUGCCCAGCCUUGGGCAUUGUGUGGGCUGUGGAGGCCUCCACCUGCUUAGACCCUUCCCAGGUUCCCUGAUAGUUUGGCUGUCAGAGCUGAGCCACAGUGGUCUCAGCCACUCGGCAGGUGGCUCCUUCCAGGGCCUGUGUGGACUGCGGGUGCAGCUGCUGUCUCCCAGUGUCCUGUGGGACUUGGCUGGUGGAGCCCUGGGGGGCCUGGGUGUCCUGGAGCAGCUGUAUCUCAGCCCCACCAGCUGGCCCCCCUGUGCCCAGACUUUUCCAUCACUCUGUGCUGUCUACUCUGUUUAG